UUUUCAAUACUCUUAGUUAUCCACCCAUGAAUAAAUAUUUUAAGGUUUUCUUUUUUGUCCUCUUGACACACGCGCUAAAGUCCGCCCUUAUCUUUGGGCAAGCCACCUUACAAAAGGGUCUCUCUCUUGAUAUCGACAAAGAUUCAAAGGCCACUGACAGACUCGUCGUAAAACACUUCGACAGUGACAAGCAGGGAUACAAGGCAUACACCUUUAAAAAAGAGGGCUGGGAAUACGUCAAUGUAAAGCACGUUUACUUCGGCGAGCGUCUCUUGAGAGUUGGCAGGGAUCAGGAUAUGAAGUGCGACUACGUCCACUACGUCAAGGUCUUCUGGAAAGGUGAACUCGCCCCCUUCCUCAUCAAGAUGAAGUACUACAACUGGGCCUGGGUUUCCACAAGACUUCACUUCAGACUCACACCUGAACUCACCUGGGCUGAGGUCUUCGUUCCCACCAUUGAUGAGAACUCCGAGGAAGGUUACAUGAAGCUUUUCAAGAAGAGGAUGGACGACUUCGUUUCUCAAGUUGGUGAGGACAGGCUCGCUACCUACAAGCCCUUCACUGAGGAUCCCUCCAAGAAGAGAUUCGACCUCACUCCCACUGACGAGAAGGAGGACACCAACAAGAAGAAGUACGUCCUUAUGGUUGUUGUCGUUGUCGUUUUCGUUGUUGUCGCAUCUCUCGUUGUCUUCCUUGUCAAGUUCUGCCUCAAGUAACCUCAAAGCUCGAUCCCACGCACACACUCUCACACACUAACGUAUUAGCAUCAAGGAGUAUUGUAUCCCUAACAAUACUACAUGGUUUAAUAUACUAUCAACUCCUAUGA
Messenger RNA from Theileria parva strain Muguga, 826 nucleotides. Its product is annotated as putative 23 kDa piroplasm membrane protein. NCBI's taxonomy places the organism in Eukaryota, Apicomplexa, Aconoidasida, Piroplasmida, Theileriidae. The record is from RefSeq and is a predicted model, not a curated record. Bases 27 to 716 code for a protein of 229 amino acids. The transcript has a single exon.